Messenger RNA from Acanthosepion pharaonis, 891 nucleotides. NCBI's taxonomy places the organism in Eukaryota, Metazoa, Mollusca, Cephalopoda, Sepiida, Sepiidae. The record is from the annotation of a GenBank genome assembly.
AUGUAUAUUUUUUCUUUGUCUCUUUUAUUCUAUUCUUCCCAUUUUUCUCUCUCUCUCUUUUUAAUCUAUUUUCUUAAUCUUUCUUUUUCCUUGCAUCUCUCUUUCUUUGCUUCUAAUAUCUUUAUCACACUUUCAUUUUCCUUUCCUCUUUUCUUUUUGUCAUUCCCUCUUUCUCUAUCCAUAUCCUUCCCCUUUAUUUCUUUUGCCUCCAUCACCUUUACUUUUACUUUUUGCUCUCUCACUCUUCUCUUCACAUACUCACAUCAUCUUACUCUUUCUCUCUUUUCCCUCUAUCUCACACUUCUUUUUUCUACCAUUUUCAUUUUUGCCCACUUUCUUUUAUUCUCUCUCUUUUCUCAUAUUUAUAUCCUCUCUCUCUUUUCAGUCAUAUUUCCCCUCUAUCUUCUUGUACUUCUUUCUACCAUCUUUACUUUUGUCUGCUUUCUCUUUUCUCACCCUCACAUCUUUUCUCUAUCUUUUCACUCAUAUUUCCCACUCUCUCACCAUUUUCUACUUCUUUCUACCACCUUCAUUUUUACCUUCUUAGUCUCUCUCUCUCUCUCUCUAAAUACUUUUCCUCCUUUCUUUCUAUCUUUAUUCUUUCCUUUUCCUUUUUCUCAAACUUUGCACUUUCUCCUCUCUCACCUUUUAUCCCUCAUUCUAUACCCCACUUUUUACCUCUUCACUACUUCAAGAGAUCCCAUCCAUCAUUUCUUUCUAUCUUAUUCUUCUUCUUAUAUUUACUUGCCCUACCCCUAUCCUUAUUUCUUUUUAUCCUUUUAUAUCAACUUUACCAUUUUCAGCAUCUUUUCUUUUCUAUUUUUUUCUUUAUUGAUAAUGCAACCAAGACAAAAUAUGUGCCACGCUCCAUUGUCCAAUCCUCUGGCUUGA